AUGUCCCAUUCGGAGUGUCUCAAUCUAAACAUCACCGUCCCGUCUCUUCCCACAGAAACCGGCAGCGCCCUGCCAGUCAUGGUAUUCAUUCACGGCGGCGGCCUCAUCAUGGGCGCAAACUCUUGGCCGCAAUGGGAUCCUGCACGUCUCGUCAAUAUGAGCGCCGACAUUGGCAUGCCAAUAGUUGUCGUCAUUGUGAAUUACCGACUAGGUGCACCGGGGAAUCUGACGAGUGAGGAGUUGAGAAAUGCUGGGUAUCUAGGAAACAACAGUCUGAGGGAUCAGAGAUGUGCGUUGAAGUGGGUGAAGAAAUUCAUCGGUGGCUUUGGAGGUGAUGGAGAAAAUGUUACUGUGUUUGGGGUUAGUGCCGGUGCUGAACCAUUGUUCAGACGUGGGAUCAGCAUGUCUGGAACGCCGCUCAUGCUCAAACCACUCUCGCCCGCUGUGGCCGAAAAAUCUUACAAGGCUGUUCUGCAAGCCCUGGGACUCGAAGACGCUUCCACGCAUGAUCGUAUUCAGAAGUUACUUGCCAUGAGUCCCGAAGACCUGGUCCAGAAGAUACCAAUCAAGAUUCCACUCGCUCCAUACCUGGAUGGCGACAUGAUUCCCGAAGCGCCCUCAUUCGCGAACUUAUCAAAUGGCACGCUCCAGAGCUUGCACAACACUCGGUGCGAGGAGUUGUUGAUAGGCUCGUGCGCAGAUGAUGGAAACGUCUUCUAUUUCAUGGGUCUGAGUUCGCGUCUUCCUGGCAUCGCAUCCGCAAUUCAUACAUCCUUCUCCCGCAACCUCUCGGCAUCGGUUGCUCAAGCCGUCUUAUCUGCAUACGGUAUCGCACCUUCAACUCCAGACGAAGAGGCCAUGACAUCCAUCAUCAACUUAGGAACGGACAUCGCGUAUGGGCUUCCUGCAUCGUACUACGCGCGUGCUUUCAAGGGGAGGGUUUCCUCGUAUCUCUUUACUGAGCCAAAUCCUUGGGACGGCAUGUUCAACGGGAAGAGCGUGCAUUUGAUGGAUGCAGUGUUCCUGUUUCAGAACUUUAAUGAACAUAUACUUGAUCAGGCGAAGAAGACGGCCAGGAAAAUCGCGGAGGACUUUGUGGCUUUUGCGUACGGGCGGGCUGGUUGUACUUGGGCGGAGGGUCAGACUAAGAUAUAUGGGCCAGACUCUGGCGAUGUUGACAGGCUGGAGACAUUAAGACAAGAAGGAGCUGUCGAUCUCGAUGAGGUCAGUGUGGCGUGGGAUUUGUUUGUUGCUGGGAAGUAG
Molecule: messenger RNA, 1263 nt
Organism: Alternaria arbusti
Lineage: Eukaryota; Fungi; Ascomycota; Dothideomycetes; Pleosporales; Pleosporaceae
Exons: 2
Coding region: 1-1263 (420 amino acids)
Source: RefSeq, a predicted model, not a curated record